AGACCAAUCAUGCGAUUGUUCAUUCGUCGCUCGGGGUCUAGACCGAGCCUCUGCAGCCAUUGAUUAUUAAAAUACCGAGUCCUCUACCCAACUUGUUGACCAUACUAUAUAUCAAGAUCUCAAGACGUAGUCAGGAGAAUUGCUAAGCGUCGUACGAUGCGGUUUGUUUGUCUCGAGUUUGAGUUUGAGUCUUGUCUUAUACAUGAAUGCACCUAAGGCAGAUUACGUACGUCCAAGGCACAGUCAGUGUCGAUCAUUCGACCUAUACCGUUAGGGAAUGAAUUACCUGGCUCCAAGCCAGAGGAGCAUAAGUCCGACCACGGCGCUCCUAUUUCGAUGAAGGCGCUAUUGUAGCGGAACAAUCGCGUGGUGCCAAUCAUGGUAUAUACCGUCUCUCUGCCGGCUCACAACGAACAUACACAUACCAUCAUCUAUCUCCACGGCCACAGCAGCAGUGCCCACAUUUUAAGCCAACAGCUAUGGGAGACUCGUGAUUGCCGGGGCGAAAGUGUGCAGCACAUCUUCCCCUCUGUCAAAUGGGUUUUUCCUCAGGCCAACGAAAUCUUCGUUACUCGGCUGGAUCAGACCAUGCGGGAGUGGUUUGACGUAGUGGAUAUACAAAAUCCGGAUGAGCGUCGUGAGCUCCAACGCCCUGGCUUGAAAGAUGUCGUACCGCAGCUAGUUGAGCUGGUAGAAUAUGAGGGGAGGAUCGUUGGUCUUGAGAAUGUCAUUCUGGCUGGGAUUUCAGAAGGUUGUGCCACCGCUAUCCAGGUUCUUUUGAAUUUGCGGGGCCAAAACAGGAGGCUAUGUGCAUUCAUAGGCACUUCGGGGUGGAUGUCCUUGGGCGGGAGUUCUGCGCAGGAAUCUCGUGAGCUGCUUGGGCUGAAAAUUUCUGGGUCGAGCCAUAACGUAUACCGCAACACCCCGGUGUUCAUAUGCCACUGUGCCGACGAUCCCUCGGUCCCGAUCGAACAGGGAAGGCGACUCAGAGAUACACUGAUAACGUAUGGGAUGACAGUGACAUGGAAGGAAUACCCAACCGGCGGCCACUGGAUCAACUGCCCACAAGGUGUCGAAGACAUUGCUACUUUCCUACGGGCCCAAGGCCUGACCCACAACCGCUAUCGUUAGGGACGAUGACCCUUAAACAUACAUAGGAUGAACGGCGUUUGGUGCUUUUAGGUAUCAAACUAUAGAAGGCUUGAUUAGGAUUGGCGUUGAGGUAUUCUGAUUUUCUACGGUCGAGUCGUCUUGGUGGCGGGAUAUUUUGGAGAUUAAGGCAGAGGCGUAUUUGAUGUUGAGGAAAACGAGAUUUGCAUCGCCGGCCACGUUGCCGCGUCAAGGUCUCUGUCUGGAAAUGGGAGGCUUCGGUUCUU
Xylaria bambusicola is the source of this 1376-nucleotide messenger RNA. Its product is annotated as Phospholipase/carboxylesterase. Gene Ontology annotation, molecular function: palmitoyl-(protein) hydrolase activity; carboxylic ester hydrolase activity. The record is from RefSeq and is a predicted model, not a curated record. Gene Ontology annotation, biological process: protein depalmitoylation. The transcript has 2 exons. The coding region runs from base 379 to 1131 and encodes 250 amino acids. Gene Ontology annotation, cellular component: cytoplasm. NCBI's taxonomy places the organism in Eukaryota, Fungi, Ascomycota, Sordariomycetes, Xylariales, Xylariaceae.